This is a messenger RNA of Dovyalis caffra, 231 nucleotides long. The record is from the annotation of a GenBank genome assembly. Lineage: Eukaryota; Viridiplantae; Streptophyta; Magnoliopsida; Malpighiales; Salicaceae.
AUGAUUGAGCAUGAUUAUGUUGAAGAGGCAAGUGAGUAUAUGGAUGAUAGUCCAAGGUAUGAUGUCUAUAAUAAUGGUGAUUUAGAUCUUCCAUAUGUUAUCUAUAUUGGACGAAAUAGGAAGAUUUCAAUUAUGCAUCAUGACAUGGUUGAGCAAAGUGAAAUGCUUGAUAGUUUUGAGAUAAAUUAUGUUAUAAAUGAAGCUACCAUUAAGGGUAAUGAUUCUACCUAG